This is a messenger RNA of Boeremia exigua, 315 nucleotides long. Its product is annotated as mitochondrial ATPase inhibitor, IATP-domain-containing protein. The transcript is spliced from 4 exons. Bases 1 to 315 code for a protein of 104 amino acids. Gene Ontology annotation, molecular function: ATPase inhibitor activity. Lineage: Eukaryota; Fungi; Ascomycota; Dothideomycetes; Pleosporales; Didymellaceae. The record is from RefSeq and is a predicted model, not a curated record. Gene Ontology annotation, biological process: negative regulation of ATP-dependent activity. Gene Ontology annotation, cellular component: mitochondrion.
AUGCUCCGCACAUCCUUCAUCAAGAGCGCGCGCGCCGUCGCCGCUCCCCGCUACUUCUCUGCCUCCGCUCUGCGCAUGGCCGCGGGCGCAACUGGCUCCGGAGCCUCGAGGGCCACCGGCGCUGCUGGAGGGGACGCCUUCACCAAGCGCGAGGCCGCUGCCGAGGAGCUUUACAUCCGCCAGGAAGAGAAGGCCAAGCUCCUCGCCAUCAAGGAGAAGCUCAAGCAGCAGAGGCAGCACAUCGAGGACCUCGACAAGCACAUCGACGAUGUGAUCAAGGAGGGCGAGGCCUCUGGCCAGGGCGAGCAGAAGUAA